AUGGCAUCUGACCUGAAUGAAAUGAUUCCUGAUAACUGCGAGGAGGAGCUGCAGGCAUGCCCGCACUGUAAGCGCACAUUCAAUCCGGCGGUCCUGGCCAAACACGCGGACAUCUGCGCUCGGGUUGUGAAGAAACGUGAAGUAUUUGAUUCGUCGCUUCAACGUCGCGAGAGAUUCAGUUUCUUCAACAUGAGCCUCCGGGCGACUCGCGAGCCGCAACCCAGCACGUCACAUUCAACAAAUACAGUGACCACCAAUAGGAACGCCGCCGUUCCCAAUGCGGAGUCAGCUGCCCAGGAGGAUUCGGCUGCAGCCGCACCACCUCGAUCGGAUGCGACUAAUAGGCCCAGGCGCAGAUCAGGGCCAAGCACAUCUGCAAGCCAAGAGUCCUCGACGAGCAGGCGCCUCGACGCUCUUCCAUUGGAACGCUGUCCAUACUGUGAACGCAAGUUCAGCCAGAAAGCCAUUGACAGCCAUAUGACGUUCUGCAAGGAGAAGAGUGUGACGGCAGCCUUUACCGUCGCCUACGGGACCAGCCUAGAUGACAAGAUAUCGGCCAAGAAGCGCAUGGAGGCACGCAUGAAGUACAAGCCCCCAAAGCCAAA
Drosophila navojoa is the source of this 605-nucleotide messenger RNA. RefSeq names its product zinc finger C2HC domain-containing protein 1A. NCBI's taxonomy places the organism in Eukaryota, Metazoa, Arthropoda, Insecta, Diptera, Drosophilidae. The record is from RefSeq and is a predicted model, not a curated record.